Sphaerulina musiva SO2202 is the source of this 1631-nucleotide messenger RNA. RefSeq lists its product as uncharacterized. The record is from RefSeq and is a predicted model, not a curated record. Bases 1 to 912 code for a protein of 303 amino acids. Gene Ontology annotation, biological process: retrograde vesicle-mediated transport, Golgi to endoplasmic reticulum. NCBI's taxonomy places the organism in Eukaryota, Fungi, Ascomycota, Dothideomycetes, Mycosphaerellales, Mycosphaerellaceae. The transcript has 3 exons.
AUGGCAGACGUAGCAGUUUCUACAGGCCUGGAUGGACCAGAAGGCGAGACUCCGAAUCAGCGUCAAGCACGCCUGCGCCGCGAGAAGCGGCAGAAAAAGAUGGCCGAGGAGGGUGAAGACAGACUCGCCAAGAUCAAGGCACUGAAUGGAGGUGUUGCACCGCCCGACGAGGUGCUCGGUGGUCCCGUGAACGCGUCAAAGACGGCAUCUGUGGACGACGAUCCUGACGAGGUCGACAUCAGCCAGCAUGCCAGCUUCGCUCCCACGCCCAGUAGAACGCCGAAUCCGCAGAAUGAUCCUCUCGCAGCAGCAAUGCUACAGAUGCAACAACAGCAAGGUCAGGGAGGAGAAGAUCCAAUGCUAAAGAUGAUGCAGCAGAUGAUGGGAGGCAUGGGGGGAGGCGAUCCAAACGAUCCGAACGCGCAACAGGACCUGCCGCCAAUGCUCAAAGCCAUGAUGAAUGGAGCAGGAAAGGGACAGCAACAGGAGGCCGCACCGGCGUCUGGGUCAGCGUACCUCUGGCGAAUUGUGCAUGCAGUCUUUGCAUUUGGUCUUGCAUUCUACAUAUGUCUGACUUCCACAUUCAACGGCACCAAGCUCGCGCGGAGCUCAGCUGCCUACACAGAUGAAGAAGCAAGCUAUGGUCUGGGUCCUCGACUCUUCGUCAUCUUCACCUCGGUGGAGCUGGUGCUGCAGAGCACGAGAUACUUCGUCGAGAGAGGGCAGUUGCAAGGCGGAGGGAUGUUUGCUUCGGUUGUGAACAGCGGAUUCAUUCCCGAGCCGUACGCGAACUAUAUCCGUGUCGCCGGGAGGUACAUCACCAUCGCUCGAACGAUCUUUACAGACGUGAUGGUGAUCGUCUUCGUAUUGGGCUGUAUGGCGUGGUGGAAAGGUCUCGCGGCGGAAGCAUAGCGUAGCCGGCGUCGUUUCCUGUGCACCUGCUGAAAUGCAUCCUUGCAGCUCUGUACUGCGAAUACCGUUCCGUGUGCCUCCAUCAGCUCCCCAGCUCACUGCUUGCCAAUGCCCAUUUCCCGUGUCCUUUGCCUGUGAACGCCACGCUAUUCAUGAAUUGUUGAUCCAUUUCAUGUCUGCCCAUCCGACACUCUCAGGUGCUCUGUGCAUCCAGGUCACCCCUGGCCUGCUGCAACAUUUCCUUUUCCCUCUUGACUCUUGCUCUUGAUUCCAGAGCUAUUUUGCUAUCUCUCAGGCUCCUCUGUCUCUGCUCUUCCAACUUGGCCAGUAGCUCUUGAUCCUCGGUCGUGGGUUCUAUCACGCUUGCCUUUGUGAGCUGGACAAGUGCAUCCAGGAUCUCUGAAGACCGAUAGUCUUUCAUAUUAAUCUUCUCGAUCUUCUCCGUCUCAGAGUCUUCCGGUUGGAUGUGCACGGACAUCACCGCUGGAUCGUCCUGCAGUGCUGUACGGUCUACGGUCAUGGAUACUGUCGGGUUGUGAUAUUUGAGGCGUACGAGCUCAUUACGCCAGAAUUUUCUAGGCCCCAUGUGCCCUGCAGCCAUCUUCGGCGCAAAACGUAGGUCAAUCCGCUUGACAUUGGAGGGGAGCUUGAGAGCGCCAGAGCCGAGUCGUAUCGCAACGAGGCGAUUCUGCAAUUUGGUCGUCCGCUGCGAGAUGGAG